AUGUCUCGCCGGCACGAAGAUUUUGAUGAAUUCUGUGACCCGGAGAAUCCUAGACCAAUCAAAUAUGAUGAAGUAAAAGAUGCAUUGGAACGUUUAAGUCCGUUUAUUACAAAAACCCCAUGUAUGCCAUCUCAUCACCAACGUGAAUUUACUAUGAAAUUAUAUUACAAGAUUGAGUCAAUGCAGAUAACGGGAAGUUUUAAAGAGAGGGGUUCACUAAACGUUUUGCAACUGUUACCAUUAGAUAAAAAGAAGAUCGGCGUCGUGAUAGCUUCAAUAGGCAAUGACGCCAUUGGUAUAUGUCACUACGGCGCCAAGCUCGGCAUACCAGUGGUUGUCGUGGUGCCUGUGACAAUUCCCAUAUGUAAACUGCAAAACUGUUACAGUCUCGGCGCAAAAGUUAUCCUAGAAGGAAGCAACUUGACGGAAUCUCAAAGAUUUGCGAGAUCGUUGGCGAAAGAUAAAGGACUUACGUAUAUUAACGCACGCGACCAUCCUCACAUCCUAAUGGGUUACGGUACAUUAGCACUGGAAAUUUUGGAACAAAUUCCGCUUGUUGAAGCAGUUAUUGUUCCAGUCGGCAGCGGUGGUCUGAUCGCGGCAGUUGCCGCCGUUAUCAAACAUAUUAAACCAAAUUGCCUAGUUUAUGGAGUGCAAUCAGAAAACAUACCGGCUUUCUUUAAAUCUUUGGAAAUGGACAAGCCGAUACAAGUGCCAAUGCAAGAUAAUAUGGCAGAUGCAAUAUCCGUGCCAAAUGUCGGUGUCAAUGCAUUCCAUACUGCAAAAACUCUGGUAGACAAAAUGCUAUUGGUAAAUCAGGACUGGAUAGCUCGAUCAAUUCUGCAUUUAAUUGAGAAAGAAAGAUUUGUAAUAGAAGGAGCAGGAGCUUGUCCGCUCGCUGCGAUUCUUGGGAAUCUCGUUCCUGAGCUCAAAACAAAAUAUGUGGUCGCCAUUCUCAGCGGGGGCAAUAUUGAUUACACUUCUCUGAUACGGUCCUUACAAAGAGGACUAUCUGUAAUUGGAAGGCUAGUCAGAUUUAGCGUUGGCGUUAAAGAUGAUCCAAAAGCUUACAGUCAAUUGCUAUCGCUAAUAGCCAACGGAGGGUAUAACGUGGUUCAUCAGUUCCAAGAUCGAAUUUGGGUGGAAGGCAGCGACUAUACGAUCGAGAUCAAAUUAGUUUGUGAAACUAGAAACCUAGAACAUGCCUUAGAACUGAAAAGGAUAAUAGAGAGGGCGUAUCCUUACACCUCCGAGUUCGAGACUGAACCUUUUAACGAUAAAAGAAUGUGCCCGUGCUACGGUCGAGUCGCUACGUAAAGCUGAAAUUCUAAACAAAUUUUAUUAUUUUCAAUAACUAUCUUUUUCUUUUAACAAUUACUCAUAUUUUUAUUAUCGCAUUGUUUUCAUUUCGGAUGUAAUAAAUUCAAUAUUCAUCUGAUAACAACAGAGGUUAACAGUAAUUUUGAUAUUUUAGUUUCAUUUGUGU
This is a messenger RNA of Bombyx mandarina (wild silkworm), 1486 nucleotides long. RefSeq lists its product as uncharacterized. The record is from RefSeq and is a predicted model, not a curated record. Lineage: Eukaryota; Metazoa; Arthropoda; Insecta; Lepidoptera; Bombycidae. Gene Ontology annotation, biological process: L-serine catabolic process; L-threonine catabolic process. Gene Ontology annotation, molecular function: threonine deaminase activity; L-serine ammonia-lyase activity.